Molecule: messenger RNA, 369 nt
Organism: Syzygium oleosum
Lineage: Eukaryota; Viridiplantae; Streptophyta; Magnoliopsida; Myrtales; Myrtaceae
Product: nuclear transport factor 2A-like
Exons: 2
Coding region: 1-369 (122 amino acids)
Biological process (GO): nucleocytoplasmic transport
Cellular component (GO): nuclear pore central transport channel
Source: RefSeq, a predicted model, not a curated record
AUGGUGCCGGUGGCCGUCGCAGGCGCCGUGGCGAAGCCGUUCGCGGAGAAAUUCUACCAGUUGUUCGACGCGAUUGUUCAGGACUUGGGGAACCUGUACGAGGAAGAUUCGAUGCUGACCUUCGAGGGCGAGAAGUUCCUGGGCAAGGAGAGAAUCCUAAGCAAACUCCAGUCCCUUCCCUUCCAGCAGUGCCAGCACAGAAUCAAAACCGUCAAUAGCCAGACCGCCGGCCCCGCCGGCGGCGUGCUCAUCCUCGUCAAGGGUGUGCUAGACUUCGUCCGGCUAGACGGCGUGCGGCAAGCCGUUGAUUUCAGCCAGUGUGUUGGGUUAAAUGACAUCAAAUGUGAUUUCUCUGUGAAUAUCCAGUAG